AUGGAGUUUGAAGAGGGUUUCGAUUCAACACAAAGCUUAACUGAUUUUCAAUUUAGUAAUUGUGAUGAUCAUAUUUUUAGUUUAGAAAAUAAGACUAAAGUUUUGGAGCAAUUAAACAAAGUGACAAAUCAAGUUAUUCCAAAAACCGUUUACACUGAUGCUGAUCCAGCAAUAAGUGCAGCUUUGCAUUAUGAUAUUUGCUUGAAGUGCUUUAUCCUACAUGUCAGAGUUGGGCAGUCUGCUAUACACAGUCAAGGUUUACUGCCAGAAUUCAAAGUACUCAAUGAGUUGAAGAGCUUUUUAUAUGAUGCUUCUGAAAUAUUAUAUGAAUGGGAUAAUAAUGUAUCAGAAACAGCAGAUAUUCUGGAGAAUAGAUAUUUAGAAGAUAAUUAUGAAUGGCAUCAAACAUGUCUUAAGACAUUAUUGCAACCUCUACAACAUGAAGAUAUUAUGCAAAUUUGGACACAUUUGUUUCAUUUCUGUAUUCCUAAUGUAUUUACUUCUUCUUUGCAAAAAUCUGCUAAUGAGAAAUUUAUUUCAUCCAAAACACAUGAGUUAAAACUUUUGGAAGAAAAUAAAGAUGCUAGCAAUGUUGAAUCACAACCUGCUAUUACUAAUCUAUUCAUAACAAAACAUCAUGGUCGCUCACCUAAGUGCUACAAAAGUUUACUAGAACAUGUUACAAAUACUCAAAACAAUAAGCACAGUCCUAUUACAAAUAACAAUAGAACACAAGAAAAGAAUAGAAACAAAUGUGCUAACUGUAGAAAUUAUAGGCAUAAUGUUCGAACAUGCACUUACGAAGACUAG
This is a messenger RNA of Cetraspora pellucida, 810 nucleotides long. NCBI's taxonomy places the organism in Eukaryota, Fungi, Glomeromycota, Glomeromycetes, Diversisporales, Gigasporaceae. The record is from the annotation of a GenBank genome assembly.